AUAAUUUCAAAUUUUGUGUUUGUUCCAGGUUCUGCAAAUUGCACUAAGAUGUCCUUUAAUGAGCAGCAGUGCAAGCAGCCAUGUGUGCCUCCUCCAUGUCUUCCAAAGACCCAAGAGCUAUGCCUGGCAAAGGCUGAGGAGGUGUGCCUCCCUCCAUGCCAGGAGAAGUGCCCAGUGCAAGCUCAGGAGGUGUGUCUUCCUCAGUGUCAGGAGUUAAACCUAGAAAACUGUCCACAGCAAUGCCAAGAUCCAUGCCCACCUCCCUGCCAAGACCAGUGUCCACCUCAAUGUGUGGAGCCGUGCCAGGAGCUGUCCCAGACAAAAUGUGUGGAGGUUUGCCCACAGAAAAUCCAGGAGAAGUGCUUACCCCCUGGCAAGGGAAAGUAG
Molecule: messenger RNA, 387 nt
Organism: Pteronotus mesoamericanus
Lineage: Eukaryota; Metazoa; Chordata; Mammalia; Chiroptera; Mormoopidae
Gene: PRR9
Product: proline rich 9
Exons: 1
Coding region: 49-387 (112 amino acids)
Source: RefSeq, a predicted model, not a curated record